AUGGUACAGAAAUCUUUAUCCUCAGAUGACAUCGAUUUAGAAAUUGAUUACGCUGAAAGUGGUAACAGCGAAUGGAAUGAAGAUAGUGAUUCAAUUGUAGAGAAUACGGAAGUCGAAAAUGAAAAGGUGACUGAAAAACGGAGACUGAAACUUGCUUUUUAUAAAAGGUCACAAAAAAGAGUCAAAGACCUCUUUCGUACUCCGGAUCGGAUCUUGAAAAUAUGCCUUUAA
Molecule: messenger RNA, 231 nt
Organism: Parnassius apollo (apollo)
Lineage: Eukaryota; Metazoa; Arthropoda; Insecta; Lepidoptera; Papilionidae
Source: the annotation of a GenBank genome assembly